UGCGGAGUUUGUGGUCCUGAUGAACCCAACAAACAAACAAAUAACUCGGCGUAGUUUUGCAGUAUUUUAGUUUAAAUUUGCUGUCUAAUGUUGAUGCAACUGCUGUAUAUAUCAUUGUUACUGGCUACCACAAAGAUAAUUACUAUAUUUAGAAACACAUUGCCACCAUCACUGCAGAAAUGUUGAAUUUCAUUGCUCAGCAGGCAUGGAAGUGCUCUGUGGUGCGCUCUUCACUGGUUUUGAGGCUCAUGAGCACCAGUAGAAAAAUUUUGGUUGAAGAUCAACAAAUGAAGUCUACACAAAGAGAGAAGUUAACCUUACAUUACCUUAGGUCUUGGAACUCAGUCAUUAAUUAUCAUUAUAAGGACAUGAUUAGUCACAGCGAAGUGCACACUUUUAUACGAGACUUCCCCAAAAUUAAGACUGUCCUUAAGACUGAACUUGAUAAAACAUUAACUGUUCUCAAGAGUGAAGGCUACAGCUGGGAUGAAAUUCAAGAGUACAAGGAGAUUCUUCUGCUAAAUUCUAAAGACUUGAGAGAUCGACUUGGAGUUUUGCAUGACUUUUUAAUACAGACGCCUACACUCCAUCAAGUAGUUUAGUGAGUACUGUACUGCCAUUCCCAUUAGUAAUAUUCUCACUGAGUUUUUCACCUGCUUUUUAGAUGUACUGCACAGAUGUUUUCACCUAAGUAUGAAAGGUAGGUUCUUACGAAUAUAUUUAUAGUUCUUUAUUUAAAUAAACAUAGAUGAUUCCAUUUAUAUAACUAUCUACCUUUAUGCCUUAAAGCCAUGCACACUCACUGUUGCAAAUUUAUGUACAGUAACACAUUAUUUUUGGGAUUUGAUGAGCUGUUGGAGUGAGAGUAAUUAAACAUUUAUAAAGGAACUCAGGGAAAAGAUGUUAGCCAGGCUUGAAUUCUUGAAUUGUUUGAAAUUAUCAUACAGAAUAUGAUUCAGUAUUGCAGAAAGAAAAAAUAUUCUAACUUCAACAGCUCUUGUAUGUAGUACAGGAGGGCCCCCACAUUCAAC
Molecule: messenger RNA, 1031 nt
Organism: Cherax quadricarinatus
Lineage: Eukaryota; Metazoa; Arthropoda; Malacostraca; Decapoda; Parastacidae
Source: RefSeq, a predicted model, not a curated record